AUGGAGAUUUUUUUUUUUGCUUUUCAAGAUUUUAAUAGCGAGUUAUUUGGUUUUCAGGAUUUUGAUAAUGAUUUAUUUACAACUUCUGGUGUACUGCUUGGCACUGGCGCUCUUCUGGUAUACGGUGGCGUUCUGCGUUAUUUCGGCUUCUUUUCAAAAUAUAAUAUAUUAAUUUUGACGCUGAAGAAAUCACUCCCAAAUAUUCUUCGUUUUAUGUCCUGCACAGCAGUACUGUACGCUGGUUUUCUGAUUGCUGGUUGGGUCAUCAUUGGACCGUACAGUCUAAAGUUCCGUACAUUGGGACAAUCAUCGGAAGCGUUAUUUUCGCUAUUGAAUGGUGAUGAUAUGUUUGCGACAUUCUUUACAAUUAACGAAACGAAUACAAUCGUUCGAAUAUUUGGCACAAUCUAUAUCUAUCUGUUUGUUUCACUGUUCAUUUAUGUUGUCCUCUCACUAUUCAUUGCGAUUAUUAUGGAUGCUUAUGAAGUAAUCCGGGAUCGUUAUCGAAGUCAAGAAAUUGAGGAGCCAUCGUUAUUGCAAUUUUUGGCUGCUGGUCAACAUCCGGACCCAACGAAUGAUGCGGAAGCAAGAUUUCAGUAUUCUUCAAAAAAUUUGCUCAGACUA
Messenger RNA from Gongylonema pulchrum, 624 nucleotides. Lineage: Eukaryota; Metazoa; Nematoda; Chromadorea; Rhabditida; Gongylonematidae. The record is from the annotation of a GenBank genome assembly.